This is a messenger RNA of Penaeus chinensis, 1523 nucleotides long. RefSeq lists its product as uncharacterized. Bases 421 to 957 code for a protein of 178 amino acids. The record is from RefSeq and is a predicted model, not a curated record. Gene Ontology annotation, molecular function: chitin binding. The transcript has 2 exons. NCBI's taxonomy places the organism in Eukaryota, Metazoa, Arthropoda, Malacostraca, Decapoda, Penaeidae. Gene Ontology annotation, cellular component: extracellular region.
UUACUUUCCAACACGGUAAUAUAUAUUAAUGACACUAGAUGUGUAGAAUCAUUUCCAGAUUAUUCUGAAAAGGUGAUGACCCAUCACGAUGGAAGGCACUUGGUGGCACUAGACAGCAGACGCUGAGGGACGCGACUCGUUUCUUUUGGUCGUUGAACUAAGGACAACGUGGACUUCGGAUUUCUUUUUUCAGGACUGGGAGUUUUUUUAUGCUAUAGCGUGCUAUUAUGCACCCUUCUAUCAUUACGAAAUGCAUGUUUUUUGCGCUAUUGAUGGAGAUACAAAGUAAUCUUAUAUUAAAUGCGUUAGUCACAUGUAUAUCAUCUUUUCAUCUGCAAAACUUAUAGAGAAAACCUGAGUAAAGGCUAGGAUAGGAAAUGAAGGUACUUAUUACAUAUCCUUCUGGUGGUGGCGGUCACCAUGGCAGAGAAGCUCCCAUGGAGUGGGAUUAGCGACACUUCAACGCCUCCGUCAUCCCCGUCAGCGGGCACGCAGGAAGGAGCGUCAUCAUACUCCUCAUACAACACCGAAGGUGCGGGGAUGUACGGCCAGUCCACCACGCAAACACCAUUUGUCAGCAGUUUCUAUGGUGUCCCUGUCGCCCCUCCUUCAACGACGACCCCCGGGCCAGUCACGACUCCCAUGUCAUACGGCCCAGCACCUACCGCCAUGGUCCCAGCAACCCCUCCAGGAUCCCUUCCUUACCCGUCCUACACGAGCAUCCCUCCUGACCUUGGCUUCACGUGCACAGGCCGGCUGGAUGGAUAUUACGCAGACCCAGAGGCGCAGUGUCAAGUGUGGCACUGGUGCGUGCCAGGAGGAUACAAGUACUCCUUCCUAUGCCCAGUCCAGACCCUCUUCAACCAGGCAACAAGAACGUGUGACUGGUGGUACAAUGUGGACUGUCAGGUUGCAGUGUCAUUGUAUGGGAAUAAUGCUGAGCUUUAUAAAGUUUAAACUGGGGGUGUGGGGAAGUAUCUGUAUGCAGCAGUUAAUAUUCUGUGAUAAUAGACAACUAUCAAAGGAGUGCAAAUGAUCAUGGGUUGUUUACCAGUUUGGAUAUGCCAAACAUUUAGGAUUUUGGUACUGAUAGAGAGGCAUUUACAGUUGUCAUAUACACUGUUGUCGAAUGUAUAAUAGAAGAAUAAUGGAGAAAAAAAAUCUUGUACAAUGCUAAAGCCUGAUAUUGAGUUAGUUGUGCAAGUAUUUUCACUUAAAAAAACAAUAUCUCAUCAUUGGAAUAUAUUGUGAUAAAAUUAGUUCAUAUGUACAAGGAUUUUCCCAGACAAAUUCCUAUCCUUGACUUUUAACUCAAAGGAGCCAGUUUAAUGCACACAUUCCACAAAAUGUCUUGGUUAUAUUUCUCCUCUGACAAAUUACUUUGUCUUUAACCAGAGUUUAGUGUAGUAUUUUCUUCUUUGCAGUUGACGUAGUUUGUAUAAUUUGUCAUCCCAAAACUGCUGUAUGCUGAGGUACAGAAUUUACCAAAGACAGCAUUAUUGCUUAUGUAUAGGAUUUUAUAC